Messenger RNA from Aphanomyces astaci, 10895 nucleotides. RefSeq lists its product as hypothetical. Lineage: Eukaryota; Oomycota; Saprolegniomycetes; Saprolegniales; Verrucalvaceae. The record is from RefSeq and is a predicted model, not a curated record. Gene Ontology annotation, molecular function: protein kinase binding. The coding region runs from base 5 to 9484 and encodes 3159 amino acids. The transcript has 12 exons. Gene Ontology annotation, biological process: intracellular protein localization. Gene Ontology annotation, cellular component: membrane; cytosol.
GCAGAUGUUGCCUCGUCCAGCACUGAUCGACAUGCCAUCGGCGCCAGGAGCAGCAUCAAGGAUGGCCCUUGCACAGGGCAAUGACAACGAGGACGAACCUGCACUUGCAGAAGGCGCUCUGACGAAGCAUGUGUCUGAUCUCGUGCAGUCCACACGACGGAAGUUUACACUCUCGGACAUCCUCGACGAUAAGGUCGCGGUGCUUGACGUGUUGACGUCGUCGCACACCGACAGCCAUGGCGUCGACGAUGAUCCCACAACCAUGACACGAGACCCCGGCGAGGAGGAGUGUGGCGGUCAACGCCACGUGGCCUUCCGACAAUUGUGGGAACGACAUGCGUCGUCAUCACGAGGUAUCCAAUUCCUCAUCGACAUCGAAGAAUUGCAGCGGACCGAGCAGGGCACGAGCACGAGCGACUGGCCUGUCGAUGCGUUGAAUGCAGUGGUGGAUCAGCUGUACAUGGGCAUGACCACAUCCUCGCCCACGCUCAUGCUGAUAGCGACGCGCAUCUUGGCCAAGGCAUUGCGAUGGAAGCGGAAUCAAGCGGUGGUGCUGCGGCGUCAUGUCGAUUUUUUGCUUCACGUUGGCCGUGCCAUGCGAACAUGGAUCGAGUCGACCUCCUCUCCCGACGACUCGAACGCAGUGGGCAUGGCCGAGGAAGCCCUCCAGCACUGGACGACCAUGAUGGAAGUGUGUUUGGUGGGGUCGUGCGCCGUUUGGGCGGCAUGGACGGACAUUGGCAUGUUGUCCGUGUCAGAGGCUGCCACGUCACGCAGUCGGCCCGACGAGGCGGCAUCCAACCACCAGCAUGCCGACGCCGAGCGGCAGUGCGUCGACACGAUGGAUUACGUCAAUCACCGCGAGUACAGCGCCAGCACGACCGAUGCUUCCACUUCCAGCGGCGCCGACUUUGCCGUAAUGGACCAGUACCUCAUGAUGCCGCCGUUCGUGUCCACGGUGCCGUCUGUCGUUCGUUGCAUCACGCACGUCCUCCAACAAACACGGACCCACCAGCUGUGCCCGGUGUUCCUUCCCCUGCAGCUGCGCUUACUCACCCUUGUGGGGUCGCUGUGCUGCGUCCAUCGUAGCCUCGCCAUGACCACCGCGUUGGACCUGCUGGACGACGCGGCCCUCACCACGUUGUUCGACCUGCUGCUCAUCCCGACCAAAGACGUGACCAGCGUCCGCCGACUCGAAGAGGAAGCGCAGUUUGCGAGGCUGGUCGUGGCGGUUGCCGUCGAAGCGUGUGAGGCCGCCCGUCGACCGCAAUGGCCCCUCGUCGCAGAGAAACUGUCGCUCUUGACAUUGACGUUUCGAUGGAUCCAAGAUCAAGCGAUGAAAGUCGCGGUGGUCGCGGCGUCCACGGCGUCGUCCAGCUCCCAAAGAACGACACACGACGACCAACCUUGGGCAGUCACCGACAUACCCUUGCACGAUAUGUUAUCAUGGGAGGGUGAAAGUAGUCUUCAAGUUAUGGACGACGAGAGGCUGUUUGCGUCGUGUGCCAUGUGCCAAGCCCACACGGCGCAGUGGGGUGUGGCUGGUUUGGUCGCCAGCUGUCCGUCGUUGUCCUGCUGCUGGUAUCCUGACGAGGCGAUGGCCACCGUCGCGGCCGUGUUUGAGAGUGCCAGUCGAUGCUACAAAGCAUUGUUCGACGGUCUCUUUCUAGCGUUCGUGUGCCCAAGCACUACAUCUACUACCACCACGGACGACAGAAGCACGAGCCCCACGCAUGCAUUUUUGGAGCACAUUGUGAUGGUCUCUCUGGACAUCUUGAACGCCAGUCGCACUACACUGCAUGGUUUGUCGGUCGAGUUGCAUGCGGCCAUGUUUCUGCGGCGCCUCUUUCACGUCAAUCCGGCCAGCAUGAUCGUCCCGAAUGUGUUGAGAACAGUCCACGCGUGGGGCUUCCUCUUGCACCAUCCCGAGCUGUUUGGGCAGGCGGAAUCGACGGAAGGGGGAGGGAUGGGCCAACUCGUCCGGCGGGGAGAGGGGGCCGACGGGGAAGACGUGUGGGUAUUUGCUCUUCCGGGAGGUGACAGCCGCCUUCGGCACGCCGCCACCCGUACCCACGUGUACACGCACACGCUCCUGUCGAGCCUGUUUGUGGCGGUAGUUGAUUCGUCCGAGGACAAGGCCGCCAUAUUGAGCCAAGUGACGGACGCAGUUGUGCAGCACCAGCAGAACGUCCGGUUUGUGUACUCCAUCUCGCGCACGCUGGACCACCUGGCACGACAGCCGCAUCUCCACUCGGUGGUGUACUCACCGUCCAACUUUGCAUCGCUUGUGGCAGUGCUAACGUCGUCGUCUUCGCAACCGAUACCCGAUUCCAAGACGGCGCUUCAUUGGGUGGCCAUGCUCUCGCUGCUGCGCUUGGUACAUCGGCAUGUAACCGCGGACAUGGCAACUGCCAACGCCGUUCUGCAGUGCGAGUUUACGUCCGCCCAACGACCGACUUCGACACCUCCUUGUCCCCCUCAGCGCUUGCUUCCGUGCUUGUUUGCUUUGCUGCGGCUGCGUCCGUGCGUCCCAAUGGUGCUGGAGAUACUGCUCAUGCUGCUAAAGAGCGCCACGGUGCUCAUGUUUGGACAAAGCGAUCGUCAUCCCGAGGCCACGAGCGCUCGGCUGUUUGACUUUUUGCACGCGCACGUGUUUCACGCGUUCAUGCAGACCAUGUCCGAGCUCGUGUCGUACGUCCCCCACUCGACGACUAAUCGCGUCGGUCAAGAUGAUGGCAUCGAGGCGACCGUAGCGAGUAUGGUCACGUGCGUGGGCCAGCUGUUCUCGUUUCACGCGGCGGCAUCUUGCAAGGACUUGCAGGUGCUUUUCCGAGCCUGCAAUGCGUUUGUGCAUUUGACCAACUUGUUGCACUCUCCUCGGUUUGUCCAGCCCCGCAGUCGGCACAUCCAAAUCACUCGUCAAGUGUGCCAUGUAUUGACGCUGCUCAUGGCCAGGAAUCGCGACUCCAAAGCCGAGUUCCGGACGCUGAUGGCGUCGACUGCCAGCGAUCACGAGCGGGUCGCGUACGAGCCGCUCGUGCACGUGUUCUUGGCGGCCGAGGACGGAACGCCGUCGUGGGAGUCGAUGCAAGUGAUGUGGAACAUGCUCGUAGACAACGAAAGUAGUAACAGCAGCAGCAGCGACCGCAUUCGAAACCCCGACGUGAUUCCCGUGCUGUUUUGUCUGUUUCGACACUGUUCGCCCCACGAUCAAGUGCGAUUCCUGUGCCAGUUCAAGCGACUAUUCCGGCCGUCGUCGCACGACUCGUUGAACCGAUCCAUGUGCUGCUACGUCCAGCCGGGUACGAUGGACCAGCUGUUGGACGCCCUGGAAGGCGGACUGCAUUCACUUCCGGACUUGGCGGACCUGGUCGCCGAGAUCGGGUGGCACUCGGUGGGCGUGCGCCAGCUCAAGCGCAUGUUUCGGCUGCUGCAGGCCGCGCCAGCCUUGAUGGCGCCGCUCGUAGACGCGUUGUAUUACAUGGUUCAGCGCCACGUGGUGGAUCAGCCGUCGAGGUUCUUCUUCUUUGAUGGCGACCAGAGCGGGUUGGAGCUCGCGCCGUUUACUGUACCCGCCAAGGGCUUUACCUUCCACACGUGGCUCCUUCGACUGGAACAAGUUUCGCUAGGACCGCAGGAUUCGUUCAUCUACUCGUGGUUAGACCAGCACUUUCACGGGUAUGCGCUGAUGCUUCGCAACGGACGCAUUGAGUACCACACCCAAACCAAUGUAUGGCCCACGACGAUUCAGUUGGAAUCAAAUACAUGGUAUUGCCUCAGUGUAGUAUACUCUCCGGGGAGUUUUCGCCUACGGCCAGAGAUCACUGUGUUUAUCAAUGGCGAUGUGGCGUGGCAAUCAGAGAUCACUGCUGUGGAAUUUGACGGACCUGUCAAGUAUGGCUACAUUGGGUGCUCAGUGGCCGCAACGCCCGGCGGCCGGCGCGCGAUCGCCUUGUGCGGCCACAUGUUGAUGGGCGCCGUGUACUUCUUCAAGAAGCCUUUGCCUCUAUCCCACAUCCAGCGAAUGCAUCAGCUGGGGCCAGACACAGUGCUAUUUGGGAGCGAGUACGAAUGGAACGAGUGCAUGGCGUGGAGCUACAACCCGAGCGUUUGGGAAGGUCAGUACUUUUUGGACUCGAGCUGCAACUUUCAGGACACGGACCCGCUGCACUCUGCCGCGCGGCGGCUGGAUGGCACGUACCACAUCUUUACACGCAGCGCCGUCGACGUCUUAGAGUGCAUCGGCGGCAUCGCCGUCUUGUUUCCGCUGUUUGCACAGUUUGACACACAAUCGAGCCACGACUUGACCGCGAACGUGCUUAAGUUGCUCUGCGCAGUGCUUCGCGCCAACGCGGCCAACCAGCGCUACAUGACGGACCACCACGGGUUCCUCGUCACGGGGUACCUCCUCAGCCGCGUCUCGCCGCACCACAUGACGCUGCAAGCGCUGAAUGCCAUGCACGUGUUUGUGUUGGGGGACGACGAGUCGCGGCCGUUCCAGGCGCAGGCGCUGCGGUUCUGGCUGGCCGACUUUGCGUUGUGGGUAUUUACUCCGGUCGACGUUCAGAUUCACGUGGUCAAGAUCCUGCACCGACUGGUAACAGACUCGCAGAAAUCGGUGUGGCCAGCUGUGCUCACGGUGCGAAAGGUGCUGGACGACCUGCGGUUGUACUAUUGGUUUACGCCUCCAUCACUUGUGUGGCAGCAAGAAGCUACGGACCGUGAAGCAACAGUGGGGACAAUAAUGGAAGGAGGGCAUGAUGACGACUUGCCGAGCCUGUUUGAAGUGCCCGGCGGUGCCUUCAGCAAGCAAGAAUGGAUCCAUCCAGAGACCAAAUGCAGGGUGGCCACACAUUUACAACCCGGCGACCGGCUGCUCGUGCGCGCCGAGCUGUGGAAACUGGUCGAGAUCAUUUGCAGGCAAAAAGACUCCGACUUGGACCAAGAAGACGUGAGUGCGCUGUGUGGAUUCUUGGCAUUUUCAGGGGAUGAAUGCCAAAAGGUGGAUCUGUUGAUGCUGCUUCGUCGUCUCCUGACAACCUCGCCACUGGCGUUCCGCCACCAUUUGAUUCGACUGGUUGGAGAGGAAGCUCAAAAGCUCGCUGGGCCUUCGAGUCCUGUGACCAACGACUUUUGCCCCAGCAGUGCCUUCGGGUCGCCCAUCCAAGCCCACGACUUGCUCUUUGCCCUGGUCCUGCGCCGGCCAAACGUGACCAUCCCCGUCAAGUUGCUCGCCUUCGAGUUGCUCGUGGAGGUGUUCACGUACAAUUCGCAGUGGCCAGCAAAAACGACCACCCCCCCACAUACUCCUCAUCUUCCUUCGUCCAGUGUCUACUUGCUGUGUGCGAUGGACUACAUUGAAGACUCGUACAACGACUUGGCCCGGCUUUGUUUUCGCUUGCUACUGGGCUCACCAACUGUGGCCAAGUCGGCCGAACCACCACAGCCGCCGCCGUCCUCCUCGUUGGUCAUUCAAAACCCGUGCGUACUUCCGUCGCUGCUGACGACGCUGCUAGUAUGCGACGCCAGCCUCUGUUUGGAGAUCGUCCAGGACCUGACCCAGCUCCUUGGACGACACAAAGCACGCAAUAAUGCCAGCCUAUUCAAACCGUAUUCGAGGCUCGUGGUGCUUCUGCUGCUUCGGUUUUCCGACUCGGCAGACGUCGACAGGUGCGUCAACCUGCUGGGGACUCUCGUUGUGAGCCAACUGCAGACGGAAGAGGACGGGUGGUGUGUGUAUCACGCCAUCUCGUCGUCCAUCAAGCGGCUGGUGGCAUCGCCGGCCUUGUCCUACACUUUGCGAUGCCACGUCAUCGUGUACGUGCUCCAGCACUUGAGCGCAGAGCACGCCACGUCGUCACCCCGCCAACCCUCCCCCCUCGUCAACAAAGCGUCCAAGUGGCAGUACUUGUCGCCAGACUCGGAGCGGCAAAAGUGGUAUAUUUUCUACUCGAACGUGUGGUAUUUGGUGUUUGCGAUGGAAAUCGACUUGUGUGACACUGGACCCGAGCCAUUCGCGUGGUCUGUGGCCACCGCCGUCGUCGCGUUGCUACAACAAUUGGAGAUGCAGUACUGGGUGACGUUCCCACUUCAAGUGGACGCGCUGCACCCGUGGCUGUCUCGAAAGGGCGGCAUGGUGCGAUUGGUUGUGCAUCUGCUUGUGGCCGGCGUGGCCAGUCGCGCGCCCGACGCCAUUGGAUUUCUGCGGGCGUACGUGUUUCACGACUCGUUCCCACAUGCGCGCAAUGAUUCUUCGAUGGUCCUCACGUUGAUUCGCGACGUGGUGGGGCUGCUCCGAGCCUCGUCAUCGUCUGCCUAUCCCAACCGCAGCAUGAUCAUGGAUGAUGUCCAGUUCGUUCGGGAGUUGGUGCGGCGGCACAGAGGCAUGCUGCAGCUGCUUCUGCUCGACUCGAAUGAAUCGGUCUUGCACGGGAAGUCUACUGACACGAACGACAGCGUGCUCCGCCUCUUGCAAGUGGAAACGCAGUUAAACCUCCAGUGGUCAAUCUGGGACUCGGUGAUGCCACCCGACUCCCACAACACCUUGUGGCAUAUGGAGAUGACAUUUCAACGCAUUGUGGCGGUGGUUCUAGCGACAAAGCCACUGGUGCACUGGGAGCUGCUGUCGACCUUGUGCAAACGACAGCGAUACAACGCACCUGCGAUGGACGCGAUGGUGGUGAAUGCCAGGCGGGCCGAGAGGGCUGUGUGGAAGGUCACGAGCGAAGCAAUGGAAAAACAGAGGCUCACAGCCAGCCACACGUGGCAGCGUAUCCUGCGGUCGCUGACAAACGAGCGGGGACCGUGGGGACAACCGCCGCUGCCGGAUGUGGCGUCGGCAGUGAGCUGGAAGCUCGACGGAUCGGAGAACCACAUGCGACAACGUAUCAAAUUGAAGCGGUACUACAACGCCAAACAAGCGCCGGUGCCGCCGACUGUGACGUGGCUGUCCCCGGAUGCCCAGAUUUCCCUCGCGACUGAACUGUUGCAAGCCAAGGCCCUGGCGUCAUACAACGAAGACUUUUAUCGAAAACACACGCUCGCAUUGUACGAAGACGACGACAACGACGAUGUCAACAACAGUGGGGACAACCAACGGAUGAUCCGCCCCAGCGGCAGCGUCGACGUCUCAUUUGCAUGCGAAUGGAUUGCCAAGACUAAAGUCCAGCCAGGUCGCAUUCAAAUAGGACCAACGUACAUCACGUUGCACGUGGAGGCAAAGAAGAAGCCGAAAAAGUUUACUUUGCACGACUUGGUGUGCAUUCACUUUCGACGGUACCAGUUGCAACCUAAUGCACUGGAGUUCUUUUUUCGAGACGGCGUAACGUUGUUUGUCAACCUCCACGACCGCAAGACAUGCCAAGAAGUCGACCACGUGAUUCGGUCCAUGUCUGUGCCCCGUCUAUAUCCGCUGGGCGGCCGCAGCCCCCGCCAGUUGUUUGAACGGUCCGAUCUCACGGAGCGGUGGGUCCAGCGCAAGAUAUCCAACUUUGACUAUUUGAUGCACUUGAACACGAUUGCCGGUCGUACGUACAACGACUUGGCGCAGUACCCGAUAUUUCCGUGGGUGUUGGCCGACUACACGAGCCCGACUUUGGAUCUCAACAACCCCACGACCUUUCGCAACUUGGAGCGCCCCAUCGGCGUCCAAAACGAUGCAUCGAUGGCAUUUUUCAAGGAGCGCUACAACGUCCUGAACGUCGAGUACCAGCGGUCAGUCAAGGGAUCGACGUCGAUGGACGACAUGCCGCAAUUGCCGCCGUUUCACUAUGGCACGCACUACUCGACAUCGGCGUUUGUCGUGGGUUUUCUCAUUCGAUUGCAGCCGUUUAUGAACUAUCACUUGCGUCUUCAAGGCGGCAAAGUAGACCACGCCGACCGGUUGUUUCAUUCAAUCGACGCCGCGUACAAGAGCUGCACGUCCAACCCGAGCGACGUGCGCGAGCUCAUUCCCGAGUUUUUCUACUUGCCGGAUUUUCUUGUCCACAGCAGUAGCACCCACGAGCCGUUGGGGGUCAAGCAGAAUGGUGACGAGGUCAACCACGUCGAGCUGCCUCCAUGGGCGCACAACUCCCCCGCCGAGUUUAUCCGGCUGCAUCGGAUGGCAUUGGAGAGCGAAUACGUUUCGCUGAACUUACAUCAUUGGAUCGACCUUAUCUUUGGGCACAAGCAGCGUCCGCCUCUCUUUGGCGGCACUUCGCACGCCGUGGACGCAUGCAACGUGUACUUUCACCUAACGUACGACGGCGCUGUGGACCUGGACACGCUGAAGCAAACGGAUCCCCAUCUAUACCACACGACGCUGCGGCAGAUCGACUGCUUUGGACAGACCCCGGCGCAGCUGCUGUUCCGCCCGCACCCGCGCCGGACUUUGGCGACGGAUGUGAUCCGUCCGCUGUUUCAGGCGCUGUCGGCGGGUCUUGUCGGGUACCCCCGCGUCCGGCUCAGUCGGUUCCGGCGCCCGCUGCUGUUUUUGUCGAUUGACGGCGACUCGUGCGUUGGCAUCGACACGAAUCGCAACGUGAGCGUACACAAGUGGCAUGCGUGCCCGCCUGACCACGAGCCCCCGUUUCACCUCACGACGCGUCCGUCCGUGCACUAUUCGGUCGGCGUCCCCUUUGCCACCCACGCUGUCACGACGUACGCCGAGACCGCCGUCGUGCUGUCGUCGUCUCUGUUUAUCACGUUUCGAAAGCACUUGUUUUCGUGUGGCCAUUGGGACCACAGCAUUCGACUGACGCAGCUCGAGACGGGCCGGCCGAUCCAAACGCUGCGCCAGCACCACGACGUUGUCACAUGCAUCGCCCUGACCGACGACGGGACGUACUUGGUCAGCGGAUCCAGCGACAACACUGUCAUGGUUUGGGCGUUUGACGUUGAGUCAGAACAGAUGGUGCCGCAGCAUACGCUGUACGGCCACGACGACGGCGUGACAUGUGUGACAGUGUCCACGUCGUACAACGUGGUCAUUAGCAGCAGUCGCGACGGUACGUUGAUUGUGCACACGCUGAGCAACGGCCGAUACUUGCGCACGAUUCGCUCUCUGUCACAGCACCACAAACCGUCGCGGCUAACUUGGGUGGGGCUCACUCAAACGGGGCACGUCGUCACCUAUGGCGAGUCCACGUCGACGCUGUACUUGUACUCGAUCAACGGGAAGUGCCUCGCCAGUGCCGUCGUGGAUCAAAAACUGCACGCGUUCUACUUGACCAAGGAUGGACAGUCUGUUGUGGUGGGGGGGCGUGGGCAGUCCGUGGCCGUGUACCGCCUCCAUGACAUGCAACUCGUCCUCGAGUUCGACGGCAGCAGCGACAAGUCGACCGCCCCCCGGGGCUUCCAGAGCGCCAUCCACUCGCUUUGUUUAUCCAGCGACGAGAUGCAUCUGAUGGUUGGGCUGGCCAAUGGUGAUGCGUACAUUUAUACCCCCAACGCUGCCUACCUCCGGGAACGUCUGCAAAAGCGUCUCACGAAUCUCGGAUUCUAAUCCUAUUUAGUGAUAAUCAUAGUGUCAGGUAUACUGCGACAGUAAGUGUGGCAGCAAUGUUCUGAAGUUAGGGUAACUUGGUCCUGCAUCUUGGUGUGUCGUCGUCGUCGUUGGCUUACUCCUUGUCUGUGGAACUUGAAUCAAAGGCCAACUGGGAAUCACGUUAUAUCGAGUCGAAACGCUUCCUUGUUCGUGGUGACGUGUGACCCACAAGUCUGCAUGUCGGAGUUGAGCUGCACCAACACUGCUUCGGACGAGUGUGCUCGUGCCAUGGCUGCGGUCACUUGAGUUUGCAGUCGAUUGAUGAUCUCGCCCUUGGUGGCGAUGGCGAUUCGCACACGUUCGUGCAGCUUGUCCAGCUCUCGCUGAUGCUCGGCGUGGAUGUGCCGCUCGACUUCGGCGUGCGCCGCUGCUUGUUGCUCAAGACGGCGGGUGGUUUCCCUUGCCAGUUCUUGUCGCUGUUGCGCACAGGACUGCACCAUAGUCUCGUACAGGUGCUGAAAGUGGCUCACUUGCGCUUGUUCGUGGGCCAACGCCUGCUGCAGCCCUCGAAGUUUCUCGUCUGUGUGGGUUUCGUCGGCUUGGGCCUUGAGCAGCUGCGCCGUCAGUUCGCGCACUCGGACCUCCAUGGACUGAACUUGCUUCUUGGCAACAUGCAGCGCGUCCUCGAGGACCUGCGCUUGCUUGUCCAUUUCGGUCAUGACGAUCUUGAGCUCGUGCUCGGAGUGGGCUCUCAACUGUUCGAUCUUGCCAUGCACGGCGUCCUUGACUUUGAUUUCAAACGCAUGUUUCCACGCUUUCAUCUUGGACCGCACGGCGUCCACCGUGGCUUGGCAUGUCUCGUUCGUCUGGGCGAGUUUGGCGUUGCACAAGGCUUGGAUCUCGACGACUUUGGCAUCGUACGAGUGCGUGAGUCGCUCGAGGUCUUCAAAAUGCUGCGUUUCCACCUGCUGCUGCCACGUCUCCAUGUCUUUUUCCCGCUCUUGCAAUUGCAUGGCGUUGGUUUCCAAGGCAUCUGUAUGCAGGUUUUGCUGCUGCUGGAGCUGAUCCAUCCACUGCGUUUCCAUAGUUUUGUACGCAUCGGCCACGUUGGACAAUGCUAGCUCAUAUGACUCUCGAAUGGCAUCGACAUGCUCGACGAGGAUGUUUUCACGACCGGGUCGAAUACCCGAUGUCCGAACGAUCAUGGUGUGUUCGGCCAAGGCGGCAGACAUGUCGCGGCGGCAUAAUUGCAACGCCUUUGUUAAUUGAGACGACGCGACCCCGCUGCCAACGACGACGGCGCUCCCCAUCGACUGGAGCUUUAACUGUCGUACGGCUUGCUUUGUCGCAUUGUAUUCCUUGGCAUCCAGCGCUGUGCACGAGGAAGCUACCAUCCUUUGGCGGUUCAACGUGAAUAGGUUGAAACCGC